AUGACAGCUUACAAAACGCCUUUAGGGAUGUUAGCAUAUCGACUUGUUUUUGGGAAAGGUUGUCAUUUACCUGUGGAAAUCGAGCAUAAGUCUUAUUGGGCUGUUAAGCAAUGUAAAAUGGAUUAUGAUUUGGCUGGGCAGCAGAGAAAACUUAGUUUGCAAGAGCUUGAAGAAAUCAGAUUAGAGGCUUAUGAAAAUGCUCAGAUGUACAAAGACAAAACUAAGGCAUUUCAUGAUAAAAGGAUAGUCAAAACUACUUUUUCUGUAGGAAAAAAAGUUCUUUUAUACAAUGCUCGUUUGAAAUUAUUCCCUGGCAAACUUCGAUCUAGAUGGCUUGGUCCCUUUGUUAUUACUAAUAUAUUUGAUCAUGGUGCAGUUGAGAUUAAAUGUGUGGAUUCUGGUAAAGUAUUCAAGGUCAAUGGUCACGGAUUAAAAGCAUUCUAUGAGUAUGAACAAGCAGGGAUGAUUGAAGAAAUAAAUCUUUCAAAAGACUGAAGAAUGUUAUACGUCGAGCCAACGACGGGAAAUAGAGGCGCUGCUUGGGAGGCAACCCAAGGCUUAGAGCUAUUUAUUUUCAUUUUCCUAUAAUUUCAAUUUUUUGUUUUUGUUUUCUUUUUCUUAGCUUUAGUUAAUAACUUAGUUUUU
Messenger RNA from Spinacia oleracea (spinach), 645 nucleotides. RefSeq lists its product as uncharacterized. The record is from RefSeq and is a predicted model, not a curated record. The coding region runs from base 1 to 495 and encodes 164 amino acids. The transcript has a single exon. NCBI's taxonomy places the organism in Eukaryota, Viridiplantae, Streptophyta, Magnoliopsida, Caryophyllales, Amaranthaceae.